Messenger RNA from Blepharisma stoltei, 1245 nucleotides. NCBI's taxonomy places the organism in Eukaryota, Ciliophora, Heterotrichea, Heterotrichida, Blepharismidae. The record is from the annotation of a GenBank genome assembly.
AUGGAGCUUAAAGAAGAAAAAUAUUCCUUACUCCCCUUAUCCUUGCCUAAGCCGAUUGCUAUCAUUUGAGAUAGAGUAUGCAAAAUAUUAGCAAAUAUACUAAAAAUCGUAUUCGUGUUAUUUAAGGACGAAUUUUCGGUAUAACCUUUACUAUUCAUUUCUAUUAAAGAUAGGCAGUUAGAUUUGAUGUGGAUAAGAGAAGUGGGUUUUGUUUUUUACCAUUGAAAAGCGUUUUAUUAAAAUCAAAGGUUAAUUUCCCAUUUUAAGAUGCCGUUCUAUCAAGGAUCGGUGGAGUUAGACUCAAUCCAAGGAGACCGUUGUUCAUGGCUCAGUGCAAAUAUUGAAUAUGCGCUUCAAAAUUUUUCAAUGUUCCAAAAACAAAAUGAUUUCCCAAAGCAAUUAAACAAAAAUCCUUUUCCUCUUAACAGCUCUUUGGAUUCCAAACUUCAGCUAAGUCAAGAAUAUCAGCCAAUAGCAAGAAGAGUAUCAUUGGGAAGCCCAUCUCAAACUUUAUAUGAAGCUUAUGCAAGAGUAUCAAGACAUAAGCCAAUGAUAUUUCAAAGAAGACAAGAAUACUCUGCAUGGGAUCAUUUUGAUUCAAGACCAAAAACUUCAUCAUUAUCAGACUGUAAGACUUCUAUAACCCUAUAUCUAUCUAUUAGAUUUGUUAAAUUCUAAAUAAAUCAUUAAAAAUAUCACAAUAAUUCACUACAUGAGAUUAUAUAUCCUAAUACCCCUCUUAAUCCAGAACUAGAAAACAAAAUUAGACUUAUUGAUAAUUUUCACAACAGUUUUUCUGUAUCAAUAAAAAAACCUCGACUAUACUCCCCUAAAAGAAAGAAAAGAAACGUAAGGAAAAAAAGCCCAAUCCAUAUAAAUGGAAUAAAAUGCUCAACUGUCGCAGUUUUAUUACUUCAUGAGGAGAUGAAUGCAAAAUGCAAAAAAUGCAGGGCAACUAAAUGCAACUGCAAUUAUAUAAAUAACUUUGAUAAUGCUGCAGAAAAUGCUCAUAAGAGAAAUAAAGAAAGAAAGCAGAAAAUCCAGAAAGAAAUACAGGAGUGCUUGGCGAAAAGUGAAGAAAAACUUGUGAAGCAUAAUAGACCAAGGUCAUGCAAUGUAAGGAGAAAUAGCUCAAUAAGUGCGAAAAAGGGGAGGGAUUUAUACUCUGCUGAGCGUGGAAGAAGAUUAUCGGUGCAAACGCCUGAAAUAUCAAUAACUCCAAUGCCAAUACAUCAGAAAAAGUAA